Fraxinus pennsylvanica is the source of this 645-nucleotide messenger RNA. The record is from the annotation of a GenBank genome assembly. NCBI's taxonomy places the organism in Eukaryota, Viridiplantae, Streptophyta, Magnoliopsida, Lamiales, Oleaceae.
AUGGCUCAACGGGAAGAGGGGUGGCCACUGGGGCUGGAACCUCUGAAUGUGAGAGUUGGGUUGUUCAGAAAUGGUGAUAUUAAUGGCUCUUUUUCAUUCAACACUUUGCUCACUGCUUCACCAACUUCCUCCACUUUUUCUUCUUCUGAUCUUGAUACUGAGUCCACUGGUUCUUUCUUCCAUGAUAGGAGUAUCACUCUCGGGAGCCUUAUCGGUCUUUCAAGCAUUCUCGAGCGCUCACGUAGAUCAACAAGGGGACAACUCCCAGAGCCCACAAGGAAUAAAAAAAGUUACAAGUCCAAAAUUUGGUGUUUCUCCCUAUGCUCGAAUACCACUGAUGCUGUGAGCACGAACAAGAACAACGCCCCAUCUCUCGGUCACUUUCUUGAAGCGGAAAGGAGAGCUGCCAGCGAUUACAGAAGAAACGAGAGCCCGGGAGCUUAUGGACCCGACGAUUUCACUCAUAUUCUGUCUGGUUUGGACACAAAUUCAUUAUUCAUUGGAGACCAUGUUGCUCCUCCUCAGUCGAGUUCUUGGCUCGAUUCAGAGUCUGCAAGAAACUUCAAUGCAGAUUUAUUUCAGCAUGGGAGUCGUGAUAGAUCUCGACUGUAUUUUUCUUGUUUAUGUGGACAUCUUACUCAUUGA